GUGAAAAGAAAAAAGCAGCAGUUUCCGGUUUUCGGUUUCCGGUUUUCGGUUUUCUCCUCCGCGGGUGAAAGAAAAGCAACAAACGACUGCCUGUCCAGGUGGAUGGCUACUUACUCUCUCUCUCUUUUGUGGAGAGAAGAGAAAAACCUUCCCCUUUUCUACUUCUUUCCCCCGCUCUCUUCUCCACCUCCGAUCGUUGUCGGCGCCGGAAUCCGCUGGAGGCGCGCCUGAGGACUCUAAUUCAGGCGGAGAUUCCGUGAUGGUGGCAGUUUCCCGAUGGAGUACGGUGCCGGAAUCCACAUGUCUCGGGCGGGCGGUGUGACUGAGAGAUCGCCGCUCACGCCUCAGUCGGACGAAGCUUCCCAUUUGACCAAUCACAUGGUGAGGAUUACUCAUAUUAUCAAUGCGGUAUUUGGGCUCUGCUCCGUCCACAAAGAAAUCCACGAGUCAGUUAGUCUGGCAGAGACAUGCUUGAGAUUUCUAUUGUGAAGAUACAAUGUGGCAAAUGAACAUGAGAUCAAAUGAAGCUAUGGAAUCUGGACCUUAUCCUGAGCGCCCGGGGGAGCAAGACUGUGCUUAUUACAUCAGGACUGGCCUAUGUAGAUUUGGAAUGACAUGCCGAUUUAACCACCCUCCUAAUAGGAAGCUGGUAAAGACUGACACUGGUCCUGUUAAAUGCCAGGCUGCUGCUACUGCCAGGAUUAAGGGAGAGUAUCCUGAAAGAAUUGGGCAACCCGAAUGCCAGUACUAUUUGAAGACAGGAAUGUGCAAAUUUGGAGCCGCUUGCAAGUUCCAUCAUCCCAGGGACAAGGCUGGAAUUACUGGAAGAGUUCAAUUAAAUGCUUUAGGAUAUCCACUCCGCCCGAAUGAGAAGGAGUGUCCUUAUUAUUUAAGAACCUUUCAGUGUAAGUUUGGGAACACCUGCAAAUUUCACCAUCCCCAACCAUCCAGUUCGAUGGUGUCAUUGCGUGGCUCUCCUGUUUACCCCCCUGUACAUUCCCCUACAACUCCUACUCAGCAAUCUUAUCCAGGAGAGUUGACAAACUGGUCCUUGUCGAGAGCUUCUUUCAUUACAAGCCCUCGCUGGCAAGGUCCUUCAAGCUAUGCUUCAUUGAUUCUUCCUCAGGGCAUGGUAUCAGUACCUGGCUGGAAUGCAUACCCUGGGCAAGUGGGGUCUGUUUCAUCUUCAGAAAGCCAGCAGCAAACAUUGGGAACAGGGCAAUACUAUGGGACCACACGCCAAAAUGAAACAACGAAUGCAGGAGGGCAAGGAACGUAUUCUUCUUAUCGCUCUGGCUCUGUACCUGUAGGCUUUUAUACCUUGCAGAGGGAGAACGUAUUUCCAGAGAGACCCGACCAACCUGAAUGCCAGUUUUACAUGAAGACUGGAGAUUGUAAGUUUGGUGCUGCAUGCAGAUUCCACCAUCCUAGGGAGAGGUUGAUGCCAGCUCCCAGUUGCAUGUUGAGUCCCAUGGGCCUUCCACUACGUCCAGGAGAACCCUUGUGUAUCUUUUAUUCUCGUUAUGGUAUCUGCAAAUUUGGCCCUAAUUGCAAGUUUGAUCAUCCCAUGGGAUCUUUUACAUAUGGACUUUCCACGUCUCCUUCAGCUGAUGUCCCCGUUGUUCGGCGUUUGUUAGGAUCCUCAUCAGGAACUUCUACAUUACCUUUGUCGUCAGAAGGGUCAGUGGAAGCAGGUCCAGGAAAGUCCAGGAGACUUUCACUCUCAGAGACGCGGCAGAUGCCUUCUGGUGACAAUAACAUUGAGGUAGAGUGAUCGCAAUCAACUUCAAGCAUCGGCCCUGUUUCUACAUUUUCAUAGUCCUUCGAGGAUAAAGAAUUCAUCUGUAAAUUGAGCGUCCAUUUCUGAAGAUGUACAGGCAUUCAUGAUGAGCUGAAUCUGUUCGUCUGGAGAUGCAUUUUACUUGACAGAACACUUGAGGCUUAUGAAAUACACAUUACCACAUCUUGUGUAAAUCUGCACAUAGUAUCACUUUCUGAAACAACAGAUGGGAAAUGCCACAGCCAUUUGAUAAGCCCAUCUUUUUUAUUUUAUGGAAAUAUGUAAUUUUUUUGUUUCUAGGGAUUUGAGGUGGUCAUGUACAAACAUCCCUUCAAAUUUUAUCACAUUCCAGUUUCAGCCUUGGUUUUUCUUCAA
This is a messenger RNA of Magnolia sinica, 2155 nucleotides long. Its product is annotated as zinc finger CCCH domain-containing protein ZFN-like. The coding region runs from base 497 to 1774 and encodes 425 amino acids. Gene Ontology annotation, molecular function: mRNA binding; metal ion binding. The transcript has 8 exons. The record is from RefSeq and is a predicted model, not a curated record. Lineage: Eukaryota; Viridiplantae; Streptophyta; Magnoliopsida; Magnoliales; Magnoliaceae.